Messenger RNA from Cyanistes caeruleus (blue tit), 8429 nucleotides. Lineage: Eukaryota; Metazoa; Chordata; Aves; Passeriformes; Paridae. The record is from RefSeq and is a predicted model, not a curated record.
UGAGUGCAGCUGGUGAAUUACUAUGCGAACUGCACUACACAGAAGAUUUAACUCGGUCUUCUAGCAUGGGAAACCCCUGGCACUUACAAUACACUUUAAUUUUGCUCUGUAUUUCAGUGCUGAAUACCACAGGGAUCAAGCAAAGACCAAGAGGUGGCUUGAGGACAUGGGAUCCUGAAACAGCUUACCUCACCAGAUGUGAUUUUAACAAUAACUCAAGGCCAUUCUGUGACUGGACUCAGCCUUGCAAUGUCAACCAGGGAGUGUGGAUACGAACCAAGCAUGACACUCCAACUGAUGGAACAGGUCCUGAUGGAGACUAUCCUGAUGGAAAAGGCUAUUUCAUCUACCAAGAAGCAAGUAAUCUGAUCCCCUUCGACACUAACAGGCUAGAGAGCCCAGAUACUGUAGUUUCUGGGAAAAUAUGCAUAGACUUCUGGUACUACAUGUUUGGAUCAGAAGAGAUGAAUGAGCUGAGAGUGCUUGUCCAGGAUGGCACAGGGGAGUCUGUGGUGUGGCAUAGGAAGGGAAACCAGAGUUCCUUGUGGAAAUAUGGUGCCAUCACUCACACUUUUCCAACACAGAGAAAGAUAAAGGUAAUUUUUGAGGCUGUCCGAGGACUGACAGAGUUUGGGGAUACAGCGCUGGACAAUGUGAGAGUAAGGGAUGGACCCUGUGAAGCUGUCCCUACACCUGUACCACCAAUACCUACACCAACAGAACCUACACCACUUCCAGUGACAGAAGCUAUUUGCAGUAUACAUGGAGAUCCCCACUACAACACCUUUGACAAGCAGCGUCAUGACUUCAUGGGCACCUGUACCUACACCCUUUCCAAGCUGUGUGAGACCAACAGCUCCUUGCCCUACUUCAAUGUGGAAGCAGCCAAUGAGCACAGGGGAGGCAACACCCGUGUGUCCUAUGUCCAGUACGUGGAUAUUGAUGUCUAUGGCUACAGGAUCAACCUUGGUCAAAAAAGAGCUGUUAAGGUCAAUGGAGUCAUCCAGGUGAUCCCUGUGACCGUGGUCCCAGGUGUCAGUAUUUUCUUCAGUGGGCAGUAUGUUGUGGUUACUACUGACUUCGGGCUGCAAGUCAAGUUUGAUGGAAAUCACAGAGCAGAAAUCACUCUUCCCAGUACCUAUAUGUCUAAAGUCUGUGGAAUAUGUGGAAAUUACAAUGGGCAAAAAACAGAUGAUUUUCUCAACCCAGAUGGAGAGAUGGAAGCAAACUCAACCAGCCUUGGCAACAGUUGGCAAGUUUACAAUGACUCCAGGUGUUCACCAGAUGAUGGCCAUACUCCAAACUGCACUGAUAAUGAAAAGCACAUGAUCCAAAGCAACGCAUACUGUGGUCUGAUCACAGAUCCAAAUGGUCCAUUCCAGAACUGCCACUCAGUAGUUGAUCCACAGAGUUAUUUUGAAGAUUGCCAGUAUGAUCUCUGUGAACUUCACUUGAACAAUGCAGCCCUCUGUGAAAGCCUACAGGCUUAUGCAGACGUGUGCCAAACUGCAGGAGUCCAGCUGGAACCAUGGAGAAACACAACCUUUUGCCCAAUGACCUGCCAAGCCAACAGUCACUAUGAGCCCUGUGCUGCAGCCUGCCCUGCCACCUGUGUUGACCCGAUGGCUCCCCACAGCUGCAGCCUGCCGUGCGUGGAGGGCUGUGUGUGCGACAGCGGGUUCCUGCUCUACAAUGACCGCUGCGUGCCCAGCCAGCAGUGCGGGUGCUGGCACAACGGGCAGCACUACCCCGUGGGCUCCGAGUUCUGGACGGACGACACCUGCUCCUCCAAGUGCACGUGUCCUGCACGGGGAAGCAAAGUCCAGUGCUUCAAUGCCUCCUGCCCUGCGGGCCAGUACUGCGGGGUGCAGGACGGGAAACCUGUGUGCCUCGAACACUCCUACGGCAUCUGCCACGUCCACGGGGACCCCCACUACAAAACCUUUGACAGGGUGACGCACAACUUCAUGGGCAACUGCACCUACACCCUGGCCAAAGUGUGCUCCAACACCACCUCCCUGCCCUACUUCAAUGUGGAGGCCAAGAACGAGCACCGUGGCAACACCCGAGUGUCCUACGUGCGCGAAGUCGUGGUUGAGGUGCACGGACAGCGCAUUGUCAUCCUCAAGAAGCAGGAGAGCCACGUGCUGGUGAACAACGUGCGCCAGACGUUGCCGGUGAGCGCAGCGGGAGGGGACAUCACGGUGAGCAAGAGUGGUCGCUACAUCGUCCUGGAGACAGACUUCAACCUCCGAGUGUCCUACGACACUGACCACUCGGUGGAGGUGAAGGUGCCCACCACCUACUUCAACCUGACCUGUGGCAUGUGUGGCAACUUCAACAACCGCAGAGACGACGAGUACACGAUGCCCAACGGGCAGCAAGCCACAGACUCCAAUGCGCUGGGGGAGAGCUGGCAGGUCCCAGACAGUGACCCCUCCUGCGGUGUCCCUGUCCCCUCCCCACCCUGCAGUGCAGAAGAGGAGAAGCUCUACCGCUCCGACCAGUUCUGUGGCAUGCUGACCACCAGGCCUAGCGCUUUUGAGAGGUGCCAUGGUGUGAUCAACCCCCAGGACUACUUUGACACCUGCUUGUACGACCUGUGUGCCCUGAAUGGUGGCCAGGAGUUCCUGUGUGCUGCUCUGGAGGCCUAUGCUGAUGCUUGCCAGGCAGCUGGUGUGACUCUUCUUCCCUGGAGGAAUGCUACCUUCUGCCCCCUGCAGUGUCCCCCCAACAGCUACUAUGACCCCUGCAUGACCGGCUGUCCUGCCACCUGUGCUGACCAACAAGCCCCACAGAACUGCUCCAAGCCUUGUGUGGAGGGCUGUGCGUGUAGCUCUGGCUUCCUCCUGAGUGGAGACGCCUGUGUGCCCGAGGCCAACUGUGGCUGCCUCUUUGAGGGCAACUACUAUACUGAAGGCGAAUCCUUCGUGAAUGAGAACUGCACUCGCCGGUGCCGGUGCGAAGCCAAAGGCCAGAUGGUUUGCUCUGCCUUGUCCUGUGGCGAGGACGAGGUCUGCAAGAUCCAGGAUGGCCAGAGGGGCUGUUACCCAGCCAGCACUGCCGUCUGCCACAUCUACGGUGACCCACAUUACAGCACCUUUGAUGGGAAGCUCCAUCACUUCCAGGGCUCCUGCAACUACACAGUGGUGACGGGCUGUGACAAUUCCUCCGUUGGCUUCAGUGUCACCACCCGCAACAAACAUCGCAGCAGCCGGAGCUGGACAGCUCUGAACUCUGUGGCACUGUCCCUCAAGGGCCUCCACAUUGCACUGCGCGAGCACAAGGCAGUCUACAUCAAUGGUGCUCUGGUCUCCCUGCCUGCUUCUCCUGCCCCCGGUGUGACCGUUUCCCUGAGCGGCUCCUACGUGCGGGUUGCUACCAAGCUGGGCCUGCAGCUGCAGUUCAAUGGGGACCAUGAGCUCCUAGUGAAGGUGUCGGAGAAGUACAAGGGCAAGCUCUGUGGGCUGUGUGGGACGUACACUGGGAGCCAGCAGGAUGACUUCAUGCGACCCGAUGGGGUGGUUGUACCCGACUUCAACGACUUUGGAGCCAGCUGGAUGGUGCCGGAUGAUGAGUGGCUGUGUGACCCAACCAUCAGCCCACCUCCAUCCUGCUCCCCUGCUGAAGAGGAGGCAGCUAACAAGCAGUGUUCAAUCCUCACACACCUCGGUGGCCCGUUCCAGCCAUGCCAUGCAGUUCUGCCACCCAAGACAUACUUGGAGAGCUGUGUCUAUGACCAGUGUGCCACGGGUGGCAGCACGGAGCAGCUCUGCAAUGACCUGGGGGCCUAUGCUGCAGCUUGUGCUGAGGCAGGUGUUGCUCUGGGAGACUGGAGUGCUGGCACUGUCUGUGCUCCUACAACCUCGCCCCCCUUGCCAGGCACUACAACGCAGCCUCCACAUACAACAACAUCACCUGGGACAAGCACAGCUCCACCAACAGAGUGCAAUUUUGCCUGCACAUUCGACAAGGACUUCUGUGGGUGGGUCCAGGAAGAUUACAGCAGCAUUGACUGGAUAAGGAACAAAGGCCCCACACCCACGCCAAACACCGGCCCAUCCUCUGACCACACAACAGGAGAUGGCUACUACAUCUUCCUGCAAGGGAGUGAUGAUACUCUCCCUGGCUUUGUGGCUCACCUGGUCAGCCCGGUGUGCAGCUGGGAAGGAACACUCUGCUUCCGCUUCUGGUACCACAUGUAUGGAAGUGCUAAAUCAAUGGCCCUGCGGGUGUACGUGCGGGAGGACGAUGAGCCAGUGCUGGUCUGGCAAGAAGUUGGGAACCAUGGGGACAGGUGGCACUUGGGAGAGGUCACGGUGCACACCACGGGAAACAGGCAGAUUUUGCUGGAGGGAGAAUGGGGUGAAGAUGUGAGGAGCAACAUAGCAUUGGAUGAUGUCUCCGUUGAAAAGGGAUCCUGUGCAGGUCCAUCGACACCAACACCCACGGUGCCCUUGCCAGGUACCACAAUGCAGCCUGUAGUCACCACCUCACCAACAAGACCCACUCCAAGCUCAGGUCGUGCUUCCUGCAGCGCUUCUGGGGACCCACAUUACAACACUUUCGACCACAAGGUUCAUAAUUUCAUGGGAAAUUGCACUUACACCCUCUCCAAAGUGUGCACGGUCUCUGAGAGUCUUCCAUACUUUGAUGUGUCCACAACAAAUGAGCACAGAGGAGCCAACACCAAAGUCUCCUACGUGAAGUCAGUGCACGUGGAAGUCUAUGACAAUCAGAUUUCUCUGCUGAAAAACAAGAAAGUGAAUGUGAAUGGUCGCAGAAUGAACUUGCCUGUAUUUAUCAAAAAGAAGAUCAGUAUUCAAAGCAGUGGUGGAUAUGUUCUCUUGGAAACUGACUUUGGACUGUGGGUGAGAUAUGAUGGAAAUCAUUAUGCAGAAGUCUCUGUGCCCUCUAAUUACAGUGGUCUGCUCUGUGGCCUAUGUGGUAAUUAUAAUGGUGAUCCAAAUGAUGACAAUAUCAAGCCCAAUGGUGACAUUGCAAGCGGUUCCACUGAUCUUGGAGAAAGCUGGCUGGUGCCUGAGAAUAACACCAUAUGCUUCAGUGGUGGGACAGAAGAGCAAUGUGAUCCUGUGUUGGAGAGUGAAGCAAAGAAAAACACAGCAUGUGGCAUGAUCACAGACCCAACAGGAAUCUUCAAGGACUGUCACACAAAGGUGCCUCCACAGAAUUUCUUUGAAAACUGUGUUUAUGACAUGUGUUUCACUGGGGGACAGGCAACAUCCUUAUGCUAUGGACUCCAGGCCUACGCUGAGCUGUGUGUCAAUGCUGGGAUAUGCAUAGAAUGGAGGAAUGCUACUCUUUGCCCAAUGUCCUGUCCUGGAGGCAGCAUCUACAAGAGCUGUGGUACUAGGUGUCCUUCUACCUGUUUGAACAACUCAGAAGUUGAUUCCUGCAGUCCUUUGCCAGUGGAAGGUUGCUUCUGUAAGGAAGGCUAUGUUUUGAGUGGAGACACAUGUGUUCCAGAAAGCAACUGUGGUUGUGUUGAUGGAAACAACCAGUACCACCAGCUGAAUGAAAGCUGGUUCACUCAUUACCCCUGCACUGAGCGUUGCACCUGCAAGGCAAAUAACAUCAUUGAGUGCCAGGCUUGGGAGUGUGGAGUCCAAGAGGAGUGCAGUAUUCAGGAUGGUGUGCUGGGCUGUCAUUCCAAUGGCCAAGCAACAUGUCAAGUGGUAGGAGAUCCCCAUUAUUUUACUUUUGAUGGAAUGAAGUACACUUUUGUGGGAACCUGCACCUACACCUUGGUUGAGGUUGUCAACACUGCCACCAAUGUCAUUCCUAUAACCAUACUUGGCAAGAAUGAAGACAGAGGACUAAGAGGGGCCACAUACCUGAAAGAAGUCUACAUAGAUGUGCAUGGUGUACGAAUCACCCUUCAGAAAAACCAAGGAAUCCUGCUGAACAAUGAGAGAGUCUACACUCCAGUACAGAAACAGCUGCAAGGCGUGUCUAUUGGAAAUGUUGGCAGAUUUAUAGUAGUGGAAACUGACUUUGGUGUGAUAGUGAAAUAUGAUGGCAAUCACCAUUUGGAGAUCACCCUCCCACGCUCUUACUUCUCACAGGUGCAUGGCAUGUGUGGCAAUUUCAAUGGUAAUCAUGAAGAUGAUCUGUCCUUGACCAAUGGUACAGUUGUCACUGCCCCACAGUUUGGAAAUAGCUGGGAAGUGGAGACAGACAGUGAUAAAGGUUGUUUGCCAGACUUGAGAGAAGAAGAUGAUCCUCCUUGCACUGCUGAGAAUAAACAACUCAUUGAAAGACAGUGCAAUGUUCUAAAAUCAGACAAAUUCAAAGUAUGCCAUAGUCUAGUCAACCCUGAUGACUUCAUAGAGAUCUGCAUCUAUGAUAUGUGCCAGUAUGAUGGUAUGAAGUCUGCUCUCUGUGACAUAGUUCAAGUCUAUGUGGACACCUGCAAGAAUCAUGGAAUCAUCAUUAAAUGGAGGAACAGCACAUUCUGUCCACUGCCCUGCCCAUCCCGGAGCCACUACAAAGACUGUGUCUCUGCCUGCCCAUCAACAUGCAGUGACAUUUUUGCCUCUUCCCUUUGUGAGAAGACAGAAGAGUGCACAGAGGGCUGUGAAUGUGAUGAUAAUUAUGUGCUCAGCAAUGGCAACUGUGUGCCCCUCAGCAGUUGUGGCUGCAGGGAUGAUGACAACAAUUACUAUGAAGCUGGGGAGACAUGGAUAACUCCACAUUGCACCAGAAGAUGCCAGUGCCAGAAGAACGGUGUCAUCAGUUGCAAGAGCUAUAGCUGUGAUUCUAGAGAAACCUGUGUGAUCAAAGAUGGAAAACACAAGUGCAAUCCAACAGGUUUUGGGAGAUGCCAGGUCAUGGGUGACCCACACUACAUCACCUUUGAUGGGCUGGUGCACCACUUUCAAGGGAAAUACACAUAUAUUCUGGCUCAGACCAUCCCUGACCUACCUGACACUCUGACACAGUUCAGCAUUGAAGGCAUGAACUAUCCUUUGCGAGGAAGUCGACACAUUACUUACCUGAAAGAGAUGCUCAUCAAUGUUUACAACCACACAGUGCGAUUCAGACAGAACAAGCAGGUUCUGUUGGAUGGUGUGAGGGUGAGGCCCCCUGUUCGACCCCAUGAAGGUAUUCGUAUAUAUCAGAGGGCAAGAAGAAUUUACCUGGAGACAGAUUUUGGCUUAUACCUGAGCUUUGAUGGCAAUCAAAAUGCAGACAUAAAGCUGGCUACCUCCUACAAAAACAGAGUGGAAGGCUUGUGUGGUGACUUUGAUGGGAGACACAGAAAUGAUUUCACAAAUCCAGAUGGUGUUUGGGUGAGGAACGUGAAUGUAUUUGGUGAAAGCUGGAAAGUUCCUCUGAAAAGAAGCUCUCGUCUCAGACGAGAUGUCAUCUCAGAAAAUGAGUCUGAGGAGGAACCAGAUCCAGGGCUUUUCCAAGGCUGCAACGAAAAUCAGCUGGAGCAGCAAAACACAACUACAAUGUGUCAAAUCCUGACUGAGUUGAAUGGUCCUUUUGCCAAGUGUCAUUCCACAGUCCAACCAGAUUUCUAUUUCACGAGCUGCCUGUUUGAUAUGUGUGUGGAAGAAGAUGAAGUUGCUACCUUGUGUCGCAGUCUGGAGGAAUAUGUGCUGGCUUGUCAGCAGCAAGGAGUCAGCAUGGAUGGCUGGAGGCAACAGACAGGCUGUGGCAUAUCAUGUCCUGCCAACAGCAAGUACAGCUCAUGCAUGUCUGCAUGCCCAGCAUCCUGCAACGACCUGACCAGCCCCUCUCGGUGUGAAUCACCCUGUGUUGAAGGCUGUGAAUGUCUCCCUGGUUAUGUUCUUAGUGGCUUUGACUGUGUGCCUUACAAACAGUGUGGCUGCACAUACCUUAACAAAUACUAUGAGGUUGGAGAAAUAUUCACCACUGAUGACUGCUCUCAGAGAUGCCAGUGCACAGAAAGUUCCACUGUUUUCUGCUCUGAGAUAGUGUGUGGGUUUGGUGAAAUCUGUGGCAUUUCAAACUACAGUCGUGGCUGCUACAGGAGUGGCCCAUGUAUGCCAAAUCCUUGUAAGAAUGAUGGCAUUUGCUCUGAAGCUUCCAACAGCACCUCCCUCCACUUGUGUGAAUGUUCAGAACUCUACACAGGACCAAACUGUGAGGCUGAAAAAAUAGCUGAAGAUCCUGACACAGAGGAUUCGGGUCACACAAUUGCCAUCGUCGUUGCAGUUGUGGCAGGUGUAGCUGUUAUUGUCAUUCUCAUCUCUUCUACAGUGUACCUGUUCAGAAGGAAGAGAAAGGUGGACACAGUUACAAUAACAAGGGAUUCCUCUUUGAAAUGGCCCAGGGAUGAAUCGGAUGCCAGAGUACGUGAGCAAGAUUAUGGCUGCAUCGUGAACAGUGCAUUUGAUCAAAAUGAAUCCCCAAAUACACACCUAUAGUUAACAAUA